AUGAACCUCCUGGGCAAGGGCCCUCUUUCCUCACAGAUCCAGUGGUCCUUUUACUUCAUCAGUCAGCUCCAUGGCCUCGUGAAUGUCAAUCAUCAGAUACUCCGUCCUCCUACAGGGGAUGCAAAGCAGCAAAACUCACCUUCAACUCGUCCAUCUCGGCAUCUCAACUGGUGCUGUUCGCCACGACUGCAAGCGCAUGACCCUCACCACGUAACAUCAUGUCGCGCUCAGAAACGCGCCCCUCCAAUGAUGACGGCACCUACACGCAGUCAGCUCAGCAAACCCUUGCAGACGAGGAUGAUAGCAAAGAGGUUACUACGCCAGUGUAUGGGGACGAGGUCUUUUCCAAGAGUGCCAAAAAGGCAAUGUACUCCCAAAUAUGUGAUACAUUUCAAAUUCCGCUGGAGACGGUUACCCAUCUGUAUGUAUCUUCUCGAUGAGCGACUCCGUAGCCCGCCGCAAGACGGACCGCAUCCAUGGAUGAGGCCAGGUCCCCUUCGUCGAACGCAAUCUGCAUACACUAUACCUCAGGACCUAGUGAUUCGGCGGGAUUCAGACCCUUACGACCCAAGAGGAGACGGCCAUGCUCGUCACUCAAUGUCGGUAAUGAAAGAUUCGCCAACACCAGUCCAGCCAUUCAUCGGGCUAUUGCAACAGCAACAGCGUGAUCAAGCGGCGUCUUUCGCUGGUGACACGGCCCUGCAAUGGCCGAACAGGUUCGACGAUAGCGCCAUCGAUAGUGGUGCUUUCGUCGGCAUAUCAGGUGGCCAACUCGACAAUUUUGACUGUCGAUUGGCGGACAACCUGGACUUUUCGUUGGCCAAUGUGUUGAACUGGCAUUCAGUUGAGUGA
Letharia columbiana is the source of this 852-nucleotide messenger RNA. RefSeq lists its product as uncharacterized. NCBI's taxonomy places the organism in Eukaryota, Fungi, Ascomycota, Lecanoromycetes, Lecanorales, Parmeliaceae. The transcript is spliced from 2 exons. Bases 1 to 852 code for a protein of 283 amino acids. The record is from RefSeq and is a predicted model, not a curated record.